AUGGGUUCGGGCGAUGCAUCAAGUCUGGGAAAUGAAAGUGUGACAAUUGGAGAAAACCAGGAAGAAGCCACGGGAACACAUCCGGAGCUCAAUUUUGCGAAUUUCAACCAGGACUACUCCUGCUUAUCGGUCGGGUAUAGCGACGGAUACAAAGUGUUCAACUGUGAGCCGUUUGGGCAGUGCUACACGAGGAAAGAUGGUGGUGUUGGGAUUAUAGAGAUGCUGUUUACAUCAUCGCUACUAGUAUUGGUCGGGUCAGGGGAGCAAAGUGCACUUUCUCCGCGGAGAUUGAAAGUGGUAAACACGAAGAGACAGACAACAAUAUGCGAGUUGACGUUUCCAGACACGAUACUCGCGGUUAAGUUGAACAGGGACCGGCUUGUUGUUUUAUUGGAGAAAACCGUUUAUAUUUAUGACGUGCACAACAUGAGAUUGUUACACACGGUGGAGAUACCGGCGAACCCACUCGGGCUAAUUGCACUGGCUGCGUCUUCUGAGCACAACUAUUUGGCAUAUCCUUCUCCGCCACGUGUUUCGGUUGCAGAUUUAUCUUCUGGAGGGCAGUUUGCAGGAGGUGAUAAUAUUAGUGGCAAUGCAGGUGCGGUAAACGGUGGUGCAGCGAAUUCGGUCGGUGCAGAUACAGGCAAGGUGGAUGCACUACAGAGCAACGGCAGUGAUAGGGUUGCCGGAGGCUCAAAGGGGAAAGCAUCGGUUUCACAACUUAGAACAGGAGAUGUGGUAAUCUUUGACUGCUCGCUUUUGCAGCCGAUAAGCGUGAUAGAGGCGCAUAAGACAAGGCUUUCUGCUCUAGCGCUGUCAAUAGAUGGCACAUUACUUGCGACUGCGAGCGAUAAAGGUACCAUAGUGCGAGUUUUCAGUGUUGAAACCGGCAACAAGCUCUAUCAGUUCCGCCGGGGCACGUAUCCCACAAAGAUAUACUCGCUUGCGUUUAGUGUGGACAACAAAUUUGUGGUAGCAAGCUCGGCAACGGAGACAGUUCACAUUUUCAGGCUUGGGGACCAGGAAUUGGCCAAUACGCAGAGGCAGAGCCGGUCGGCAAGGCCGGGGGACGGGUCGAAGGCCAAUAGUCGCGACGAUAACUCGAACUCGUCCGAGGAUGUGGAAUCGACGGGUCGGAACUCGUCUUUGGUGGACGAGGAUGUUCUCGCGGAUGAGGAUAUGGCGACAAACAGCAGCGAGGUAACUGGACCAGACAGCGAAUACGAUUUGUUGGAAAAUGCUUCCACGACAAGCACGGGAUCCGACAUGCAGCCGGUUGUGGAUUCGACGCGUCGAACAGUCGCCCGGAUGCUCAGGCGGACAUCUCAGACUUUGGGCCGCAAAGCAGCAGAGAGGAUGGGUGGGUAUCUGCCACCGAGAUUUUCUUCGAUUCUUGAGCCGAACAGACACUUUGCAUCGUUGAAAGUGCCGGCAUCGAAGGAUACGACGACAAUUGUAGGGAUAGGGCGUACGGAGGUGCUAGAUGGGUCUAUAGACUCGGGAGUGGAGAAGAGCAAGCUGAUCCAUAUUAUGGUAGUUACUUCUGAGGGGUUAUUUUACACGUUUGGCCUGGAUCCGGACCGUGGAGGGGACUGUGUGCUACUUAGCCAGAGGAGUUUGCUGGAUUAG
Molecule: messenger RNA, 1629 nt
Organism: Brettanomyces bruxellensis
Lineage: Eukaryota; Fungi; Ascomycota; Pichiomycetes; Pichiales; Pichiaceae
Exons: 1
Coding region: 1-1629 (542 amino acids)
Biological process (GO): protein lipidation; nucleophagy; autophagy of mitochondrion
Cellular component (GO): fungal-type vacuole membrane; phagophore assembly site membrane; extrinsic component of membrane
Molecular function (GO): phosphatidylinositol-3,5-bisphosphate binding; protein binding; phosphatidylinositol-3-phosphate binding
Source: RefSeq, a predicted model, not a curated record